AUGCCCAAAGCAACAAAGCACAAUGGCAAGGCCCCUGUCGCUCCUCCGCGAUCCCAAACACCUCCAUGCACCCCUAUCGAUGAAAGCCCCCAGCAUUGCGUUCAGCAGCCCAUCACACGAAAGGACCUGGAAGAUCUUCUUCUAAAAGUCAUUUACGAAGUCAGAGCAUCGAAACCCAACGUCUCUGCAGACCCUGCGGGCGACCCUGCCGACCCAGAGCAAGCUAGCAGCGAAGACCAAGAGAAGGAUGAGAAAAAGAUUCACGCCUCCAAGGCUGAAUAUAAGACCGUCGAUGAAACAUAUGCUAAUACUCGCAUAAUACCCCGUACCUUGCUAACGGGAUAUGCACAGCUGGGAUUCCAAGGAAAGGUUGGUGAAUUGGACGAAUAUGCAUUCAUCAUUCGCAAACGUAUUCACAAGGAGACCGGCGAGCCCAUUGUUUAUGUUGACAUCAAAUCACCGGGCCUGCGAGACAUCGUAAGAGUUGUGUUGAAGGAUAUUAGAACAGCUGGCCUUGAGGCAGACAAACCUGCGGUUGAACGGAAUCUGCUAUACCAUUUCCUUGCCGAGUUGAAAGAGCACCUCAGGUUGGAUGAAGAACAAGAUAAGCAAGGCGACAGGGCCUUGGUCCACUUGGGCCUGAUGAUACAGUAUCUGGAGGAAACGUACCAGUCCACCUCAGAGGAACUGACUUCACUCUUGAAACACCGGAAAAUUUCGUACGGUCUUCUCUGGGCAUUGUUCAAACCGGGCGCCUUAGUCUAUAUGACCUGCCCUUCCACCGGUCUGUCCCGCUGUGUUCGGUACAGCUUUGGCGAGGAGAAAAGAAUAAGCAGUGGUACCUGCUUCCAAAUCCAUGGCCACUAUUUUGAUUUUGACGGGGAGGCGUUUGGUAUGUCAACCGAGACUCUGUCAAUAGAGACUUUUCGAGGAGCGAAGCGACUUGAAAACCUCCCAGCCUAUCCUCUAGAAUACCACCCGGAUCCAGCAAUCAAAUCACGUCUGGUUGCAAGGGGUCAGAAAUUUGUUUCAUUGAUGGGCUGCUAUCACCGUCAAUAUCAGGGAAAUUUGUUUGUUCAAGGGAAGAACAAACUCUUGAAAAUCCGUGUGAACAGUAGGAUCAUGGUCGACGCUGAGCUUUUCAGGACGAUGAACCCAAAUUAUGCGAGAUUGGAGGCUAAAAAGGCGACUGUCUUCGAUAUAUUGGGUGAGGCUUCAGAAAGCAAAAGCGUUCGUCGUGUAAAAGGUAGCGGUAUGGCUCCUAAUGAGAUGGUGGAUUGUGACUUGGCUAUCUGCAGCCCAACAGUACUCGGCUUUUCCCUGAAUGAAAAGAUUUGGGAAGAAUUUGCUGUGGAGGAUGUUGACGAGAUCAAAUUCUCCAGCACCCCAUUUGACAUGUUAACCAUCCCUGAGGAUAUGAAGAAGGUCAUCAAGUCUCUCACGGAGAGCCGUGUCAGCGCGACAAAUGGAGAAGGCUUCGAUGAUGUCAUUGCGGGAAAGGGCCAGGGUGUGAAUAUCCUUUUGCGCGGCCCGCCAGGAGUGGGGAAAACGCUUACGGCAGAGGCCAUGGCUGAACAACUUGAACGGCCACUCUACUCAAUCUCCUCUGGCGACUUAAGUGCGAGAGCUGAGGAAAUGGAAGUCCAGCUUACUCGUACGUUCCGCAUGGCUAGUGGCUGGGGGGCGGUCCUGGUACUAGAUGAGGCCGAUCUGGAACGAAACCGCCUUGUCACUACAUUCCUUCGCACUCUUCAAUACUAUCGUGGAAUUUUCUUCCUCACCACCAAUCGCCUCAGCGAUUUUGACGAAGCCAUCCUUGAUUGGAUCGACCUAAAGCUCCGGUAUGACAACUUGGAUCCCUCGGCCCGACGGAGUAUUUUCAGCCACUUUCUCAUUGAAGCAAAGGCGGAGGUUGAGAAAGAGGAGCUUUGUAGAUUUGCUGAAAUCAGUCUGAAUGGUCGUCAGAUCAAGAACAUUGUGAAAAUUGCCCACAAUGUUGCUAUAGCUGACGGUGCCAGACUGUGUCCAACUCAUAUUCGAACAGCUCUGACGGCAAAUGGGUAUACCAUUCCCACUGCAGGCGCUUUGGCAUUUGACAGCAGCUUGUAUGAAUGA
Paracoccidioides lutzii Pb01 is the source of this 2115-nucleotide messenger RNA. Its product is annotated as MYB DNA-binding domain-containing protein. The record is from RefSeq and is a predicted model, not a curated record. The coding region runs from base 1 to 2115 and encodes 704 amino acids. The transcript has 9 exons. Gene Ontology annotation, molecular function: ATP hydrolysis activity; ATP binding.